Molecule: messenger RNA, 4924 nt
Organism: Ceratotherium simum simum (southern white rhinoceros)
Lineage: Eukaryota; Metazoa; Chordata; Mammalia; Perissodactyla; Rhinocerotidae
Gene: PHLPP1
Product: PH domain and leucine rich repeat protein phosphatase 1
Cellular component (GO): cytoplasm
Molecular function (GO): protein binding
Source: RefSeq, a predicted model, not a curated record
CGGCCGCCUUCCCCGACGGCCUCCCCGCCGCCGCCGCAGCCGAAAGCCCCGAGGGGCGUUGACGGCCCCGCCGGGACCGCCCGCGAUCGGCCUCGGGAGGAGAAGGCGACAGCAGCUGCAGCCCCUGGCCGCCCCCCGUCGACCCCGGGUGGGACCGGGGCCACCGCGGAGAAGGCGCCGCCGCCGCCUACCCUCUAUGUGCAGCUCCACGGAGAGACCACCCGGCGCCUGGAGGCGGACGAGAAGCCAUUGCAGAUCCAAAAUGACUACCUCUUCCAGCUGGGGUUUGGGGAGCUGUGGAGGGUGCAGGAGGAAGGCAUGGACUCGGAGAUCGGCUGCCUCAUCCGCUUCUAUGCAGGAAAACCUCACAGCACCGGUAGCUCUGAACGGAUUCAGCUCUCAGGAAUGUAUAAUGUCCGUAAAGGCAAAAUGCAGUUGCCAGUGAACCGUUGGACCAGACGCCAAGUCAUCCUGUGUGGGACCUGCCUAAUAGUAUCAUCUGUGAAAGACAGCUUGACCGGAAAGAUGCACGUUCUGCCAUUAAUUGGUGGAAAAGUAGAAGAAGUGAAAAAGCACCAGCACUGUUUAGCAUUUAGCUCCUCUGGACCCCAAAGCCAGACAUACUACAUUUGUUUUGAUACGUUCACGGAGUAUUUAAGGUGGCUUCGACAAGUCUCCAAGGUUGCGUCACAGCGUAUUAGCUCAGUGGACCUCUCGUGUUGUAGCCUGGAACAUCUGCCUGCCAACCUCUUCUACAGCCAAGACCUCACUCAUCUCAAUUUAAAACAAAACUUCCUAAGGCAAAAUCCCAGCCUACCAACUGCCAGGGGGCUCAAUGAGCUACAAAGGUUCACCAAAUUGAAGAGUCUUAACCUUUCCAAUAAUCAUUUAGGGGACUUUCCAUUAGCAGUCUGCAAUAUUCCAACCCUGACGGAACUGAAUGUGUCCUGCAACGCCCUUCGAGCAGUCCCAGCGGCUGUCCGAGUUAUGCACAACUUACAGACAUUUUUGUUGGAUGGAAACUUUCUCCAGGCCCUUCCUGCUGAGUUGGAGAACAUGCAUCAGCUUAGUUAUCUCAGUCUUUCUUUCAAUGAAUUCACUGACAUUCCAGAGGUAUUGGAGAAAUUAACUGCCGUGGAUAAACUUUGUAUGUCUGGAAACUGUAUGGAGACCCUAAGGCUACAGGCUUUGCGAAAAAUGCCUCACAUUAAACAUGUGGAUCUAAGACUGAACAUAAUUAGACAGCUAAUAGCAGAUGAAGUGGACUUUCUCCAGCAUGUCACUCAACUGGAUCUGCGUGACAAUAAGCUUAGUGAUCUAGAUGCUAUGAUUUUCAACAACAUCGAAGUUUUACACUGUGAAAGGAAUCAACUGGUGACAUUAAAUAUCUGUGGCUAUUUCCUAAAAGCACUCUAUGCCUCUUCUAAUGAACUCGUUCAACUUGAUGUUUACCCAGUUCCAAAUUAUCUGUCCUACAUGGACGUUUCAAGGAACCGCUUAGAAAACGUACCUGAAUGGAUAUGUGAAAGUCGAAAGCUAGAAGUUUUGGAUAUUGGCCAUAACCAAAUAUGUGAACUUCCUGCACGCUUAUUUUGUAAUAGUAGUCUCCGGAAACUACUGGCAGGACACAACCAGUUGACAAGGCUUCCUGAAAGGAUAGAAAGAACCUCAGUGGAGGUCUUGGAUGUGCAGCACAACCAGCUCCUGGAUCUACCACCAAACCUUCUGAUGAAGGCCGACAGCCUGAGAUUUCUGAAUGCAUCUGCGAACAAACUGGAAACCCUUCCUCCAGCCACACUUUCUGAAGAGACGAACAGCAUCUUACAGGAGUUGUAUUUGACAAAUAACAACCUCACAGAUAAAUGUGUGCCCUUGUUAACAGGACACCCCCAUCUGAAGAUCCUUCACAUGGCCUAUAACCGACUUCAAAGUUUUCCAGCAAGUAAAAUGGCAAAACUGGAGGAACUUGAAGAAAUUGAUAUCAGUGGGAAUAAACUGAAAGCCAUCCCAACAACUAUCAUGAAUUGCAGGCGCAUGCACACUGUAAUUGCUCACUCCAAUUGCAUUGAAGUCUUUCCUGAAGUUAUGCAGCUCCCAGAAAUCAAGUGCGUGGACCUGAGCUGUAAUGAGCUAAGUGAAGUCACUUUACCAGAAAACCUGCCUACAAAACUGCAAGAACUUGACCUCACUGGAAACCCCCGACUCGCCCUCGAUCACAAAACCCUGGAACUGCUGAAUAAUAUCCGCUGUUUCAAGAUUGAUCAGCCUUCGGCAGGAGAUGCAUCUGGAGCCCCAGCUGUAUGGAGCCAUGGCUACACCGAAGCUUCAGGGGUGAAAAACAAGUUGUGUGUUGCAGCCCUGUCGGUGAAUAACUUCUGUGACAACCGGGAGGCCCUGUAUGGUGUAUUUGAUGGAGACCGGAACGUGGAGGUACCCUACCUUCUCCAAUGUACUAUGAGUGACAUUUUGGCAGAAGAGCUGCAGAAAACAAAAAAUGAAGAAGAAUACAUGGUCAAUACGUUCAUUGUUAUGCAAAGGAAACUCGGAACUGCUGGGCAGAAACUUGGAGGUGCUGCUGUCCUUUGUCAUAUCAAACAUGACCCUGUGGACCCAGGAGGAUCCUUCACCUUGACCUCUGCUAAUGUGGGCAAGUGCCAAACAGUUCUCUGUCGGAAUGGGAAGCCAUUGCCUCUGUCCAGAUCGUAUGUCAUGAGCUGUGAAGAAGAACUGAAGAGAAUUAAACAGCACAAGGCCAUUAUCACUGAGGACGGCAAGGUGAAUGGGGUGACUGAGUCCACGCGCAUCCUGGGCUACACCUUCCUCCACCCCAGCGUGGUGCCUCGCCCCCACGUACAGUCUGUGCCCCUGACCCCCCAGGAUGAGUUCUUCAUCCUGGGCAGUAAGGGCUUGUGGGACAGCCUGUCCAUCGAGGAGGCUGUGGGGGCCGUGCGCAACGUGCCUGACGCCCUGGCUGCUGCCAAGAAGCUGUGCACCCUUGCCCAGAGCUACGGCUGCCAUGACAGCAUCAGCGCCGUGGUGGUGCAGCUCAGCGUCACUGAGGACAGCUUCUGCUGCUGCGAGCUCAGCGCGGGUGGGACCCUCCCGCCGCCCAGCCCGGGCAUCUUCCCUCCCUCUGUCAGCAUGGUCAUCAAGGACCGGCCCUCCGACGGGCUGGCCGUGCCAUCCUCCAGCAGCGGCAUGGCCUCUGAGAUCAGCAGUGAGCUCUCCACUUCCGAGAUGAGCAGUGAGGUGGGGUCUACAGCCUCUGAUGAGCCCCCAUCUGGAGCCCUGAAUGAGAACAGCCCCGCCUACCCCAGCGAGCAGCGCUGCAUGCUCCACCCCGUCUGCCUGUCCAACUCCUUCCAGCGCCAGCUGUCCAGCGCCACUUUCUCUAGCGCCUUCUCCGACAAUGGCCUUGACAGCGAUGACGAAGAACCAAUUGAGGGCGUCUUCACCAAUGGCAGCCGGGUAGAGGUGGAAGUCGACAUCCACUGCAGCCGGGCCAAGGAGAAGGAGAAACAGCAGCACCUGCUCCAGGUGCCAGCUGAGGCCAGCGACGAGGGGAUUGUCAUCAGCGCCAAUGAGGAUGAGCCCGGUCUGCCCAGGAAGGUGGACUUUGGUGCUGUGGGGACCAUUGGGCGCCGGAGGGCUAACGGCUCGGUGGCGCCCCAGGAAAGGAGCCACAACGUGAUAGAGGUAGCUACGGACGCGCCCCUCCGAAAGCCUGGAGGCUAUUUUGCGGCUCCGGCUCAGCCAGACCCUGACGAUCAGUUCAUCAUACCCCCAGAGCUGGAGGAGGAAGUCAAGGAGAUCAUGAAACACCACCAGCAGCAGCAGCAGCCGCCGCCCUCGCAGCUCCCCCUGCAGCAGCCGCAACGGCAGUGCCCGGCGGACCCGCUGCCAGACUACUGUGACACACCGCUAUGACCCACCCGAGCGCUAUUUAAGAAAUAAACUAACCAAGAAAGACUAGUCGCGAGAGUCUCCCAGGCUCACAUUAAACCAGGGGUUUACUCCACGCUCUUCUCCCAGACACUUUCCCGACUGUCUUUGCAGCUAGUCUGUAGGGUCUCCUCCUGUUGGUCAUUUUUUUUAAUAAUUACCACUUUUCUUCUAGUGAUGCUUUACCGAUAUGAUUUAAAUCUGUUAACUUCUUCCCCUAACAUAUCAGAUGUAUAAAGACAAAGAGCAAAAGGUUUAAUAUAUUAAGAGAAACAGUUAAUGAUAAUGUAAUAUUUUUUAAAAUGGCUUUUUGUUGUUUUGUUUGUUUGGAAGGCAAGGCAGGUUGCCAGUGCUAAGUGAUUUAAUAAUAUUGUAAUUCUGUAUUUCUUUGGGGGAAAAGCUUUUUUUUUUGUCUUGAAAAUGAUAGACAUUUGUAGAAUAUGGAGACUAACUCCUAGGAGUUGCUUUACUCUGUCAGGUGACUUAAGUCACUGGGAUUCACUAAUUUUCUCUGAGAGAACAGUUGAUUGAGAAAUUUCUAUUGUAAAUAGCUCCACGUUGUAUAGUGAUGCUUCAGAUGUUUUGUAGUUUUGGCAUAAGGACACAGCCUAACAACUGACUUUCCUCUCCCUCCCCCUCUGAGGAGCCUUCCCGCCCACACCUUCCUCAUAACCCUCCGUUAGUUCAUUAAAUGAGGAGGCUGAGCAGCUAAGAGUAUUUCUGUUCAAAUGAGGUGGACCUUAGGCCACUGGCAACGAACCUGCACCCAAGGGGCCUCUGAACCUUCCUCCUCCUCUCCUUUCCACCCCCAGCCUCUUGACUUUUGCAGACACUUUUUAAUUGUGUUCCUUACUGCUGCCACAAUCAGCAUGAUUGUAUAGAGUUCAGUUAGAUCAUUUACAUACCGAGAGUUAUAUUAAAGCAGAAUGCACAAAUGAACAUGUCAUAAUUUUUGUUAUAAUAAAUAUAAAAUUUACAAGUA